Oncorhynchus nerka (sockeye salmon) is the source of this 2303-nucleotide messenger RNA. Its product is annotated as inactive all-trans-retinol 13,14-reductase. The record is from RefSeq and is a predicted model, not a curated record. Lineage: Eukaryota; Metazoa; Chordata; Actinopteri; Salmoniformes; Salmonidae. Gene Ontology annotation, molecular function: oxidoreductase activity.
AUGAUUUAUCCCCAUUGUCCCAUCCAGGUCUCCACUUCAUCGGCCAGCAGUCUGCUGCGUAUUGUCUUCGACCAGAUCACAGAGGGCCAGUUGGAGUUUGUGGAGCUGGACCAUCACUUUGACCGCGAGUACACCAUCUUCUCUGGCAAGACAGUGUUGGAUGCUCACCUUAAAAAUCAGUUUCCAGACGAUGUCACUGCCAUUGAAACUUUUUUCAAAAUCAUGAAGGUGUCAGCCAAGAAGACUCACUAUCUGGCCUCUCUGAAGCUGAUCCCCCAGUGGCUGGCUCUGUUCUUGCUGAAGUCUGGCAUCACAAACCUCUGCUCCUCCAUCUAUACCCUCUCUGGUAGGGACCUUCACGUUAUCUUCAGUUACCUCUUCUACGGUACUUGGUCUUAACCCCCCCCCCCCCAUUCCAGUGUAAUGAUCAAUGCUCUUCUGUUGCAACACUACAAGAGAGGAGCGUACUACCCUAAAGGAGGAGCCAAUGAGAUCUCCUACCACAUCAUCCCUGUCAUCCAGAAGUCUGGAGGCAACGUCCUGGUCAGGGCACCCGUCACUCAGAUCCUGGUCAACAAUGACGGGGCAGCAUAUGGUGUAAAGGUGAGAAAGGGACAGGAGGAGGUGGAGGUACAUGCUCCUGUGAUCAUCUCCAACUGUGGUCUGUUCACCACCUUCCAGAAAUGACUGCCCCCUGAGACCCAGACCAAACCAGACAUCCAGGAACGUUUGGACAUGAUGAAACAUGGCAGGUGAUCAUUAUUGGUCUUCUCUGGCUUUGAUGGAACCCAAGAGGAGCUGGGUAUUGUCUCCACCAACUUCUGGCUCUUCAAAAAGAAUGAUAUGGAUGGCUCGUAAGGACCAGGCACUCCUCUUUCAGAAUUGACAUGAGAUGAUAUCAGGAUGCACCUGAUAAGUGCUGCAGACGUGUCGGAUGUAUACCAUGUUACAUUUCCAGGGAAAUCCUGCAUGACGAUGUUGACCAUGGUGAAAUACGAGUGGUUUGAGGAAUGGACAGAUACCUCAGUAAGGAAAAGGGGAGAUGACUAUACCAACUACAAAAUUAAAUUGCAAACUAUCCCUGACUGGGCAUGCACCCUAUUCCCCAAGCUGAGGGAAAAGUUGGUGUUCCAGGACGUUGCGACCCCCCUGACUAACAUGCACUACCUGGGAGCCCAGCGCGGGGCCAUGUACUCUGCUGAGCACAACCUUGGCCGCUUCCAUGCUGAGGCUGUGGCCAGGAAGCGUUGCUCCACCCCUGUCAAAAACCUCUAUCUCACAGGGCAGGAUGUGUUCAGCCGUGGGAUAGCUGGAGCGUUGCACGGGGGUCUCCUGUGUGCCUCCACGGUCCUGGACCACAUCGUCUACAUCAACCUCCUCUUCCUCAAGAAGAAGCAGAAAGAUGGCCAGGCUGGGUAAGAAGCUUGAGUGAGACCACUCCAUUUCUACGCUCCGGAGCGAAGUUUCCCCUAUAAUUGAACUUUCCUAACCUAAAUCACAAGAUGGGACAAUUUAAAACUGACCCAAGAUCAGUGUCUAGGGCCAGCUUCACCCUACACACUACUUCUACAGUAAGGUAGCCUAUACAGGGUCGAAAAAGAAGAAGAAACCGCUAACAUCCGGUUUUCAGGGAUACAGCAUCUUCAACAUAGCUUCCGUUUCCUCUGAAAACCGCAUGUAGGGACCACAGGAGGUUGGUGGUGCCUUAAUUGAGGAGGACGGGCUCGUGGUAAUGGCUGGAGUGCAAUAGGAGGAAAUGAAAUACAACAAACAGAUGGAUUCCAUGUGUUUGAUGCCAUCAGUCGCACCGUUCCGGCCAUUAUUGUGAGCCAUCCUCCCUCAGCAGCCUCCACUGGUAGGGACUGCUCAAGCGGUUCUUUUACGCCUGCUAGGUUAACAGUAAAGCUGCUCUCUACUUCCUCCGCAGGACUAAGUCUGAACUGCAGGUUUCAUUCUGAUACGAUGACAUCAUGACAAGCUGAGGAGAUGGAAUCCCAACAAACCAUUUCUGGUUACCUCUUCAUUCCUAGAACAUUAGUAUGAAUGUUCUGGGAGGGGUAAAAUGGUUAACACUUUUGGUUAAAACGUUUGACAGAGUUUCCCAGGGAUGUAUACAUAUUGUAUGUCAUUUUACAAUUACAAUGGAAAGCCAAUGGAAAGUAAUCAUUGAAUAUGUAUGCACCACUUACACUGUGUCAAAGUUUUAAAUGUUUUAAUGUGAAUCAUUUAAUAUUGUAUUAAUGUAAACAUGUAACAUGGUAAGACCAGGUUCCAGGAUAAAGUGACUAAGGGGACAGUUGAAA